AUGUUUGAAAUAUCAACACUUGGACAGCCUUUUGAAGUAAUCAAAACUCAUCUUGCUGCUAAUCGGAAGGAUAAUAUUAUAACGGCAUUGAAAAAAACAUAUCAAAGAGGUGGUAUUCUAGGUUUUUAUCAAGGAUUAAUACCGUGGGCAUGGAUCGAAUCUAGUACUAAGGGUGCAGCUCUUAUCUUUACCGCAAGUGAGAUUGAAUAUCACACAAGGGUCAUUGGUGCCUCACCUUUUAUGGCUGGUAUUCUUGGUGGAAUGGCUGGAGGUUUAGCACAAGCCUAUACUACCAUGGGUUUUUGUACUUUUAUGAAAACUGUUGAAGUUACGCGUCACAAAGCUCCUGCCGAUGAACAGGUUUCGAGUCUUAAGAUCGCUGCUGACAUAUGGAAAAAGGAAGGGAUCCGAGGAAUCAAUAAAGGCGUCAACGCUGUCGCCUUGCGACAAUGUACUAAUUGGGCCAGUAGAUUUGGUUUGACACGACUCGGUGAGACGACCAUUAGAAGAAUUCGAGACGGUGAAAUACCUGACUAUAGUCGACCGUUAUCUCCGAUUCAAAAAAUUUUAGCUAGUGCUAUUGGUGGUGGUUUGUCUUGCUGGAAUCAGCCAAUUGAAGUUAUUCGUGUUGAAAUGCAAUCUCAAGUGAAAACACCCGGCCGCCCUGAGAAAAUGACAAUCGCCUCAGCCGCAAAAUUUAUAUAUAAAAAUAAUGGAUUUAAAGGGUUUUUUCGUGGCGUAACGCCUAGAAUUUGUCUUGGUAUCUGGCAAACUAUUUGCAUGGUGUUUGGCGGUGAUACUGUCAAGGAAAAGAUCGCAGCAAUGCAAAAGGCAAAAAUCUAG
Messenger RNA from Racocetra persica, 843 nucleotides. NCBI's taxonomy places the organism in Eukaryota, Fungi, Glomeromycota, Glomeromycetes, Diversisporales, Gigasporaceae. The record is from the annotation of a GenBank genome assembly.